AUUAUUUUCUAAAAAUAUGCCAAGAAAAGAAUUGACUGAAGCAUCAAGAGACUAUACCAUCCACCUCGCUAAAAGAGUCCACAAAAUUGCUUUUAAAAAGAGAGCUCCAAGAGCCAUCAGAGAAAUUGUUAAAUUCGCUGAGAAAGAAAUGAGAACUGGUGACGUUAGAGUUGAUACCGCUUUGAACAGAUAUAUCUGGUCUAAUGGAGUUAGAAACAUCCCAAGAAGAGUCAGAGUUAGAUUUGUGAGACAAAAGAACAAUGAUGACCAAAAAUCAAAGUUCUACACCCUCGUCCAGCAUGUCCCAGUCGACUCCUUCAAAGAACUCCAGACUGAGAAUGCCGCAUAACUGAUUAAUGCUUUAGUAAUGAUAAUCAAGCAUGA
Molecule: messenger RNA, 384 nt
Organism: Moneuplotes crassus
Lineage: Eukaryota; Ciliophora; Spirotrichea; Euplotida; Euplotidae
Source: the annotation of a GenBank genome assembly